Molecule: messenger RNA, 1792 nt
Organism: Megalobrama amblycephala (Wuchang bream)
Lineage: Eukaryota; Metazoa; Chordata; Actinopteri; Cypriniformes; Xenocyprididae
Product: endonuclease domain-containing 1 protein
Exons: 2
Coding region: 592-1485 (297 amino acids)
Molecular function (GO): metal ion binding; nucleic acid binding; hydrolase activity
Source: RefSeq, a predicted model, not a curated record
AAAUGCUUUAAAAAAAAAAAAAAAAAAAAAAAGUAAACACAUAAAAUACCCCUCUGGGUAGUUAUAAAUAGACCAGGAAAGCAAAACAUCCAUACAACUGAAGCACAGGCCUGUCAAUUAUUCAUCUAUUUCAAACCAAAUAUUUAGAUCACCCAAAAUAAGAAGAACAAAGAUAUGUAAACAAACUGCAAGUUUCAGGCACUUGUGAUCCAUAUCUGCUGGAGUAAUAUUUUAUAAUCAUUUCCUGUUUAAAUCCAGGAACCAUUUGUAAAUUAUUGUGAGGGCAAUAUUCUGUGCUUAUGUUUAUUUUAAUAGAGGAUUGCCAUUUCAUUAAGGCAAAUUCCUUUAUGAACUGAAUCUGUGAUCGUUCAUUCUGUUUUCAAAACCUCCCAGUGUUCUAUUGAUCAAAUAGGCCUACACAUAUGGCAGAGUAAGAGAGGCGAUGCUUUGCAUAUGAUGACUUUCACUCUUCCAGGUUAUCAGUCUGGCUUGGAACACCAUGGAAGAACAGAUGGAUCAGCCCGUCUUUGCAUUUAAAAAACUGGAAAAUGUGUUGUAGUCACUGAUAACUUAUCAACUUCUCAGUCUCUGAUGGCACUUUGUAAGGUUUUUAUCUUCAGACUUCUUCUAUUGACAGGUUUGCGUCUGGCAGGUGGCACAGUCUCUGACAGCUUUAAAGAAUGCAGUCAGUUCUUCUAUAUGCAUACAGCACCCACAGGUAUCCAAGGGGGGAAUCUGAAGAGGAUAUGCCAACGCUACGGAGAUAAACUACGUUAUGCCACACUGUACGACAGCAGUCGCCGACUGGCACUUUAUUCAGCGUACACCUUCAAAAAGUCAGAUGGACAGAGGAGGAUGGACACACCCUGGAUGUAUGAACCACAGCUGGUUUCUGCUGAUGAAAGCGGGAACAUGAGAGUCUUGCCCUCUAGUGGUGAAACCGACCAACUGCUUGAGGAGAGUCAGGCAGUGCUAGCAGACUAUGUUGAUGCAGUGGAGUACGAGCGAGGCCCACUUAACCCUGACCAGCACCAGGCGGACAACCAGGACAAAGCAGCUACCUAUACACUCACAAAUGUGGUACCUCAGAUCACAGACUUUUUGGAAGGCCCAUGGUCCACAUAUAUUGACAUGGUGCGCCGCCGCCUGAAUAACUUCUGCCGUGGGGCUGUCUAUGUGGUGACCGGGGUGACUGUAUCGGGGUUGACCAUCCGAAAAGGAAGAGAUGAACGUAUGGCUGUCCCAAAGCACUUGUGGUCAGCUUAUUGCUGCCCACGCUUUGAUCGAAACUCACCCUAUGAAGUACGGUACAUGUUUCCCACUUACGCAGCAUAUGCUUUGAAUGAGAUAGUGGGAUACAGUGUUACAGAAGUGCCUUUGAAGGCUUUAGAGACCUUUCUGAAAAAUCAGACUGACAUGGACAAAAGCGUGAGCAUCUUUUUCAAGGAUUGUGUCUCAGAAAAUAAACAUACCAAGAGGAAGUGAACGAAAGCGAGUUUGUGAACUUGUGUUUGUGUAUCUGUGCAUGACAUGUAGAUAAUGAAUGCAAGAACCAAUCAAGAUAAUUAUAUAAAUAAACUAAUAAAGAAAAAAUUAACUAUAAUGAAAAAAGUUGAGUGAAUAUGGCUUAAGUUCUAAUAAGAGUGCUGAACAAAGUCAGCCAAAGGUUUAAUAGUUGAAAAACCUAAGUGCUCUAACCGUGUGCUGUAAUAUUUUGGACUAUGAAAUAGUUAUAAAUUCAAUUCAAUUCAAUUCAAGAGUCAGCCAGUACAAAGACACUGAGAAGUGAAUA